AUGGUUUUCCUGAUGGGAAUGCAGUCCGACGCGCAGAGCGUCAAAUCUGGCUCCACCGAUGUGCUGUUUGACGCGAGCGUCUGGCGGAUACGCAGCAUCUGGGAUGGGGUGAAGCUGGAGGUCGCCGCGGACACGAGCAGCCCGGUGGUCCUUCACAGCGUCACGCAGCUGGACCCGGACCUCCCGCAGCUGGAGAACUCGACGCAGGAGAUUGGUGAGGAGGUGGAGGACGGGGCCAUCUACACCAUCACCCUGCGCAGAGUGCAGUUACACCACGCCGCCAGCAAGGGGCAGCGCUGGCUGGGGGUGGACUCGGACUCCGCCCUCAGCCUGUAUGAGACCUGCAAGGUGCGCACCAUCAAGGCCGGAACCCUGGAGAAGCUGGUGGAGUACAUGGUGUCGGCGUUCCGGGGCAACGACUCCACCUACGUCACCAUCUUUCUGUGCACCUACCGCUCCUUCGCCUCCACAAAGCAGGUGCUGGACUUGCUGCUCAACAGGUAUGCCAAGCUGCAACAUGUCUCUAGUGCAGAGGGACCCAGACUGACACAUGACGACCGCACAGAACUGAAGAAUACAAUCUCGUCCAUUCUGGGCGCCUGGCUGGAUCAGUAUUCAGAGGAUUUUUGGAAACCCCCUGAGUACAGCUGCCUGCGCCGCCUCAUCUCCUACCUGCACCUCAACUUCCCGGGGUCAGACCUGGAGCGCCGUGCCUGCAACCUGCUGGCCCAGUUCCACCGCCAGCAGCACCGCGACCUGGAGCAGGAGGCACUGGACCACACUCCCUGCCCCUUCGCCAUGCCAGAGGAAAAUGGCUUUGACGAUGACCGUCCGGACUUCCUGAACUUUGACCCGAUAGUGGUGGCUGAGCAGUUUACUCUAAUGGAUGCGGAGCUGUUUAAGAAGGUGGUCCCGUAUCACUGCUUGGGGAGCAUCUGGUCCCAGCGGGACAAGAAGGGCAAGGAGCACCUGGCCCCCACCAUCCGUGCCACCGUGGCGCAGUUCAACACUGUCACCAACUGCGUCAUCGCCACCUGCCUGAGCGACCGCGCCCUCAAGCCCGCGCAGCGCGCCAAGCUGGUGGAGCGCUGGAUCGAGGUGGCCAGGGAGUGCAGAAUCCUGAAGAACUUCUCCUCCUUGCGCUCCAUCCUCUCGGCCCUACAGUGCAACCCGGUGCACCGGCUCAAGAGGACCUGGGACGAGGUGUCCAGGGAGAACUUCCGGAUCUUCCAGGAGCUGUCAGAGAUUUUCUCCGAUGAGAACAACCACUCUCUCAGCAGGGAGCUACUCAUCAAGGAGGGGACCUCUAAAUUCGCCACCCUGGAAAUCAACCCUAAGCGGGCCCAGAAGAGACACCAGCAGCAGAGAGACCUGAGCGUGAUGCAGGGGACCAUUCCGUACCUGGGGACCUUCCUGACUGACCUGGUGAUGAUGGACACUGCCAUGAAGGACUACCUAGAUGGUGGACUGAUCAACUUUGAGAAGAGAAGGAAGGAGUUUGAGGUCAUCGCUCAGAUCAAGUUGCUGCAGCUGGCCUGUAACAAUUACAACUUCACCAAGGACGCUCGCUUCAGAGCCUGGUUCUCUGGGAUAGAAAAACUCACUGAGGCGGAGAGCUAUAGCCAGUCCUGUGAGAUCGAGCCCCUUUCAGAAUCAGCCAGCAACACUUUGAAGGCCAAGAAAAACACCGGCAUCAUCAAGCGCUGGAGCGAUCGCCAGCCAGCCAGUGCAGAGCCCAGCAGUAGCAGUGUGGGCAGCUCUCACUCCAAGUCCUUUGACCAGCUGCGUUAUGGCCCCCUGUUGAGUGGGCUGGGCAGUGCAGGAGGUGAUAGCGGCGACUCCCUCAGCGUCACCUCCGCCGGCUCCAGCAGCUCCGACGUGGAGGAGAUCAACAUUAGCUUCCUCUCCGACUCACCUGACGCCCAUGAGAAGAAGACGUCCACACCUACAGUAAAACAUUCCAAUUCUGCCUUAGGAAAGGGAGGCCCGGUUCCUGACCUCACUCCCACGUUCUGGGAAUCCACCUCACUGUCGUCGCUGGAUACCGGGGGGAUGUGCUCUGGCUCCAGCAGCGCCUCCUCGUCCUCUGUCAGCUCCACCCCUGUCACGGCCUCCCGGUCCCACAAGCGCUCCAUCUCGGGGAUCUCCAGCUACUCCUCCCUCUCCCUCCCCCUCUACAACCAGCAGGUGGACGACUGCUGCAUCAUUCGCGUCAGCCUGGACGUUGACAAUGGGAACAUGUACAAGAGCAUCCUGGUGACCAGCCAGGAUAAGACCCCAGCAGUCAUUAGGAAAGCCAUGGUCAAACACAAUCUGGACCGGGAGCGACCGGAAGACUAUGAGCUGCUGCAAAGGAUCUCUGAGGAGAAAGAGCUGAAGAUCCCAGACAACGCCAACGUCUUCUACGCCAUGAACUCCUCGGCCAACUAUGACUUUGUACUGAAGAGGCGUGGCUUUCCCAAGGCAGAGCGUGCCAAGCACGUGGCCAGCUCCACCCUCCCACGGAUGAAGCCAAAGGGCCUGAAAAUCCCCAAGGGCAUCUUCUGAAGGGUCAGGCCCACCGAAACCCCACCCACUCCCCUGCACUGUCGACGCCCUCUGGGGGCUCUGCCCUCCAAGGCCCUUCCCUUGGGACGCUGCUGCCAUGGCCAGAGCAGCAGACAGAGCCCCGCCACAGGCCAGGCGAGGGGGCAGGGCUUAUGGGAGAGCGUGUGGAGCUGAGGCAAACUGGCUGUGUUCCUUCAUACAAUGAGGGAGAAUCAAAGCAGAACAAAGCCCCUGAGGCACGAGCAGGAGAGAACUUAUUCUCGCUGUGGUGUGGAUGGAGCAGCAAUGUUUACACCCCCCCUUACACUAUCCCUCAUCCUACCCCAGUGGAGCAGAGUCUUGUCAGCACAGGUAUCCACUUUCUUUGACUGCAGGGAAUGUCUUCUUGUGAGCUCCAAUAUGCACCUCCUGUGAGCACAGGCAACCACAUCCUGUGAGCCCAGACUACUAUUUCCUGUGGCUCAAGGAUGCCACAUCCUGUGAGUUUAGGCAACUACUUCCUGUGAGUGCUGACUUCAACUUUGUGAGUCCAGUCUACUACUUCCUGUGACCCAAGGAAACCACUCCCUGUGAGACCAGCCACUUUCCGGGCACAAAAACUGCCAAUAGCUGAUCUGAAGAAUCAUUGUGUCUUUGAGCUACUAAAUGAGAGCACCUUCGUUCCUUUGUUGUAACUGUGUCCAUGGAUAUUUCCCUGCCUUUAUGACGAUGAUGUCUUACACAUAAAUCAAGGUGAAGGAGGAGGGAGAAAUAGAGGUGAUGCACGCCCUGGUGCAUCAAUCAAUGUCUUCCCCCUCCUCCUGCUGGAGGUCCCCUUGAGAAUGAAAACAGUCCAGACUGAUUUCCCUUUUGUGCAUUUCACAACACUACGGAAUGUUAGUGAUGUCAGGGCCUUUAUCAGGGCUUGUGUUUACCCAGAGACAGACACACUGACAAAGGAAAAGUCUGUCCUGUCAUGUCACAUGGCUGGUCCUUCUAUAGAGGUCACAUGACCAGUUCUCCUACAGUGGCAACAUGACUGGUCCUCCUGGAAGGGCGUCACAUGGUCCAUUCUGUAGAGAUCAUAUGACCCAUUCUUCCAACUUGUGUCUUAGGGGCCCAGGAGAGACUGAACACAGCAGAAACCACGCUCAUCACUAAACGCACACCUUCACCGAUAACACACAAGUAACACACUUGGUUUCUCAGAGGGGCAUUGUUGUUUUGUUUAGAUCCUGAUGGUGCUAAUGGAUGUACAGCCACCCCCUAACCCCCCUUCAGCUAUGAAACCUGGGCCUGAUGAAUGGAAUGCUGAUGAAUCCUGCAAACCUGGUCCGUCAACACGCUGAAGGAGGACGGCAUAUGGUUACUGUGCCAACCACUCAUUCCACUGGACCUCCAUGUUUCUGACAGAAACUCUCAGAAUCACUUGAUGGAUACUCCAGCCCCCAGCAGCCCCACUUCCCCUGAGUUAAACAGACUCUCCCUGGUCAUUUGUGCAAGGAGUGUGAAAAGGAGCUGUAAAAUGAACUGUAAGACCGUGGUGAUCCUCAUACUACAUUUGUCAAUACUACAUUUCACACUACAGUUUUUUCAUGUCAGUAAAAAAAAAGUAAUGCGAUGCUCCCAAUGCCCCUUCACCCGUCUGCAACCUGUACAGUACUCCGCCUGUGCCAAAGACCAGGGAGGGCUGAAUGAGGUGAACGGAGUAGCAGAAAACAAUUGGUUAGAAUGGUUCCAGUCGCCAUGGCAAUGGUCAAAUGCACACAAGAGUCAGGGCAGCCAUUUUUGGCAGGAUCAAGUAAGAGUUUUUGUUUAAAUUAGAAUUAAAUUUCAUAUCUAUGAGUGUAACUUUCUGUUGAGGGUUGAAUUGAAGCUGUUGGGAAAAGUGUUAGGUAUGAUGUGUGUAUGUGUGUGUUCCAUAUGAAUGUCAUAUUAAAUAUGGCAAUAUGUGCAGCACAUAACAGAUAGCACACACAGAACAAUUCUGGAGUUCCUAUAUUUAUGUUUGGGACCACUGUAUCAAGGAAGUGAAAUCAUUGAGCUCAAUAUUAAAGUGUCAACCAGACAUUAGUCUGUAAUCUGAUAUGUUGGAAAUGCUACAAUAAGAACUGAGAAUUUAUUAUUAUUAUUAUUUGUUGUAUAUUCGUACAUGUUACAGCACACGAAAGGAUAGCUUUCUGGCCAGAGUGGCCCUUUAAUUUCACCUAGCCCUUGCCAUUAAUUGUUAUUGCCUAACUGGUCAUGACAUGGACAUCUACUCGGAAAUGUGCGAUGGUCAAAGUUACACUGUUUCCUGUGCAGUGACAGUAGUCAGACAGGGGCUGAAGUAUGGCACUGAAAACCUCCCCACACUUUCAAAUGUACAGACAGACAGACAGACAUACAGACAGACAAUAGUGUCAAUAAACUAUAAGAAUGAAAUCACUGGGGUUUCAUUUUUGUAAAAAGUCUGAAGUGAAAUCUCCUUUCAGAGGGACCCCAGUACACUGUCUCACAUCUUCAGAUGAGAAGAGAGACAUUAUUAAGAAACUUCCCUCUACAAAGCUAGAACCAGGCUGGUUCGCUAUACCCAUUUCACACUGUACCCAGUCAGCUGGACCCAGUCCGGUUCAUUUUACCCCUUGUCCACAGCUGGAACCAGGUCUUAUUGUACUCCCUUUCCACUGCAGAGCUGAAAUCAGGCUCUAUAUGGGUAUAAAAAGGGAUGUAAAACUCAAGACCAGAGGGACUGUGUGAGCUCUAAUGGGAGAGGCUUGUUCAGUCAGAACCUUCGCCAAAGAUCCAGUGGGGUACUGAUUCCACCCACACCAUUCACUUGAUUUCCCUCUCUCAGACACAUCUGCUGAUCAGGAACUGGCUGCCAUCUUUAGCAAACAUCUGCAAAUCAGGUGCCAUUUUACUCUUUCAAUUAAAGAAGAAACAACUUUUAUAACA
Megalops cyprinoides (Indo-Pacific tarpon) is the source of this 5463-nucleotide messenger RNA. RefSeq names its product ral guanine nucleotide dissociation stimulator-like. The transcript is spliced from 18 exons. Gene Ontology annotation, molecular function: guanyl-nucleotide exchange factor activity. The record is from RefSeq and is a predicted model, not a curated record. Gene Ontology annotation, cellular component: plasma membrane. NCBI's taxonomy places the organism in Eukaryota, Metazoa, Chordata, Actinopteri, Elopiformes, Megalopidae. The coding region runs from base 1 to 2547 and encodes 848 amino acids. Gene Ontology annotation, biological process: Ras protein signal transduction; positive regulation of GTPase activity.